AUGGAAAUUUUGCAACUACUACGUGAUCAUAUUCGAACUGUCCAAACUUGCGACGCGUUCAAUCAAACAUUUUUCUCCACUAUAUUAAACAGCGUCGAAGAACAGUUAGUAGCUGAUCUUCGACCUCAUAACAAGGAAUUGCAUAACGAUCAGUUAACCGUGAAUUGCAUCGACCUUGAAGGCCUUGACGGUUGUGGAAAGUCGACAUUAGCAAAUGAAUUACUGCAGCAAUUAAAUGCAAGUGGACAAAAGGCACGUCUAUUAUCUACACCACCUAGUCAAUUGCUUUCAUUUCGAACCUAUUUCGACGCUCAGCCCGAAUCAAUUCGUCGUGCAUUUUACAAUCUAGGGAAUCUAAUUGUUUCCUAUGAACUAAGAAAUCAACAAGAUACAAUCACUAUUCUCGAUCGCUAUUGGCCGUCAACGAUAGCUUAUCAAUUGGCAAAGACAGAUGACAAUGAGCAGAUUAAUAUUACAUGGCCACCUUAUUUAGUUCAGCCAAGGCUGAUCAUUUACAUACAAAUCGACGAAAUCGAACGAUGUCGACGUAUCGCUCAACGAGCAGCUCGGGUUCCCGUUACAUUGGAAGAAAAACAACUCGCUGCACAAGCAUCUUUUCGUCGACGACUGGAUUUUCUCUAUCGAAAUCAUAUACCCAGUCGUAAUUUACAUGUUAUUGACGGUAAUAAAGCAACUCUAGAUAUUGCUAAUGACAUUAUUAACCUGCUUUAA
This is a messenger RNA of Adineta ricciae, 732 nucleotides long. NCBI's taxonomy places the organism in Eukaryota, Metazoa, Rotifera, Eurotatoria, Adinetida, Adinetidae. The record is from the annotation of a GenBank genome assembly.